UCUGGAGACGAAGACAGCUCUACAGGGAGUGGAAGUGAAUAUGAGGAGUUCUGUGAUGCUGAUGAAGAGACUCAUAUGAUCAAAGGCAGGUGACCAAAUGAAGAGCGAAUUCUCACUUUAAAGAGCAGUGAAGACCAUCUUGCCAUGAAAUCAUUCACAGAUGAAGAUGUAGAAAUCUACAUCCAGAGCAAGGUGGAACGGCGGCAUUACCUGGUUUCCAAAGCAGUGGAGGAAGUGCAGAAAAUCAUCCAGCAGCUGACUGCAGAAAUCAGCUACAAGGCUGUGCGAUUCCAGGCUAUCUCCAACUCUGGCAUUCACAAUGAGAACAUUAAGGUCUUAGGACCCAGCCAAUUCCUCAUCACAGUUCCUCUGCGAGGCCUGACCGGUUAUAGGGAAUCCCAGGUACGGCACUGGCGCUAUUACACUGUGAAUGGAGCCAAGCUCCUCUCCUCUGUACGGGACCCUGAGGAAUUGCAUCAGUGGCUGGAGGUGGAGCAGUUCUCAAAAAGCCUUCAGCAGUGGCAUGAAGAGGAUGUGAACAUCGAAGGUGAUCUGGUUCCAGCCAAAGUCCUUAUCGUCUUCCGGGAGCUGGUGGAAAAGUCGAUUGUCUCCUGUAACCUUUCCAGUAAGGUGACAGUGCUGGAGAGUUUCAGCUCGGUGGUCCGGGUGGCUGUGGAGACAUCAGAAUCCCAGGUAGAGGUGGAGCUGGUCCCUGCUGUGGAGAUUCCAACUUGCUGGCCUGAGAAAGCCCGGUGGCCUCGCUGCCUUAAGCGUUGGCCUUCUCAGGAAAAAGUGCAAUGCAUCAAGUCGCUGGGUUUCGAUCUUCUAGCCCGCUCUAAUUAUCACUGGCAGCUGAGCUUCUCCCGUGCUGAGCACAUCCUCAUGGAGGGACUUGAUGAAGAUGGUGGUUGUCGCAUGAAGUGCUUCAGGGUCAUGAGGCAGAUGAAGGAAGAUGUCUGGUGUGCUGGAAAUAAGCCUGUCAUCACAGCUUAUCACCUUCAGACAGUGCUAUUCUGGACGUGUGAAAAAUACCCACGCACCAAAGAUUGGCGCUGCUUCCCUGAAGCCUUUCUGAGGCUGAUACAGAAGCUGCACAAGUGUGUAAGCCAGCACUUCCUCAAGCAUUACUUUCUCAGAAACACCAAUCUGCUCAAAUAUGCCAACACCAGUGACCUGGACCUUGUGGCCAGCAAGCUGACAGUUUUUCUUGGAGAAACCUGUUUUCUGCCUGGACUAAGGCAGCAAAGGUCUUGCCCCAACCCCAAGUCAAUCCGCCAGCUCCUCUCCCCACCUGUGGUUGCUGUCCAUAAUCCUUCCAGUAGAUGUUGUAGCUGGCUCUGUGAGACAGUUGGCACAUGCAGCAUGAAAGAGAAGUGUCAAGCUGGCAGUGAUGGGUGGUGAAUGAAACUGAUGGGAGGUAUCACUUGAUGCCCAGCUGAUCUAAUUUGCUUUCAACAGUGACAGCCUGCCUGGAAGCUACAGCCAAACGCAACUUUCAGUGUUAGUCAGGAGCAGGCAACUGCCUUGUUCUGUGUCUCCAGUCUUGUGGCAUGUAAGCUGAAAGACAGCACAAAGGAGUCUUGCCUCUGCUGCCUCUGUAACACAGCACAUGUAUUGCUGCUGCAGUCACCUUUCUCACAAGGACAGUGGGUUUAAUUGCCUGCUUACCUCACAGGGCCAGCUCUGCAGAGGGGCAGAGAAUGCUUCUGAGGUGUUUCUGACCUGGAAGCUUUCUCAGAGGAAAUUCAAAUCAGUGAGAUCCUGCUCCAGUAGGAAUUUAACCAUGCUGCUAGUGUUAAAGAGCUCAAUGGAAGCAAGUA
Messenger RNA from Catharus ustulatus (Swainson's thrush), 1820 nucleotides. RefSeq names its product mab-21 like 3 (gene MAB21L3). The record is from RefSeq and is a predicted model, not a curated record. Lineage: Eukaryota; Metazoa; Chordata; Aves; Passeriformes; Turdidae.